This is a messenger RNA of Meloidogyne enterolobii, 1892 nucleotides long. The record is from the annotation of a GenBank genome assembly. NCBI's taxonomy places the organism in Eukaryota, Metazoa, Nematoda, Chromadorea, Rhabditida, Meloidogynidae.
UUAUGUAUAUGUACUAUUUGCUUGGACACCGAAUUGUUGAUUCUCAUCUUAGUGUUGAAGAUCGUCAAUUACAAGCUGACAAUACUUACAUUCUAGCAAUUGAUGGUGAUUCAAAGUUUGAACCUUGUGCUGUUCUUCGUUUGAUUAACCUUAUGAAUCUAAAAAGUGAUGUUGGUUGUGCUUGUGGACGUAUUCAUCCAAUCGGAACUGGUGUAAUGGUUUGGUACCAAAAGUUUGAAUAUGCAAUUGCUCAUUGGUUUCAAAAAGCAGCAGAACAUGUCUUUGGAUGUGUUUUAUGCGCGCCAGGAUGUUUCUCACUUUUUAGAGCAUCGGCAUUAAUGGACGACAAUAUUAUGAAUAAAUAUACAAAAACGGCUUCUGAACCAAGACAUUUUGUCCAAUAUGACCAAGGGGAAGAUCGAUGGCUUUCAACAUUAAUGCUUAAACAGGGUUAUCGAAUUGAAUACGCUGCUGCUUCUGAUGCAGAAACUUAUGCACCUGAAGGUUUUGAUGAAUUCUUUAAUCAACGGCGAAGGUGGACGCCAUCUUCAAUUGCUAAUACUUUGGACUUGUUGGCUGAUUAUAAGUUAGCUUCAAAAAAUAAUGCAAGCAUUUCAAGGCUUUAUAUUAUAUAUCAAAUGAUUGUUAUUGCAUUUUCGUUGCUUGGUCCUGCUAUAAUAUUUACAAUGCUUGUGUAUGCUCAGGUUGCCGCUUUUGCUGUCGAUUCAACUCGUGUGCUUGUCUACAAUGCUAUUCCAGUCUGUGCAUUUAUUUGUUGUUGUUUUGCUUUGGAUUCAAGCAUUCAAUUAAUAUUUGCUAAAAUUGCUUCUGUCGUUUAUGCUUUCAUAAUGCUGGCUGUUCUCAUUGCUACAACCAAUCAAAUUGUACUAGAAACAGUAUUUUCACCAACAUCAAUGUUUGUCCUUGGAAUGGUUAUUAUUUUCUCAUUUGCUUCAUGCAUUCACCCAAAAGAAUUUUCAAAUAUUAUAUUUGGAGCAAUUUUCUUUUUGAUGAUUCCUUCAACUUAUGUUUUUCUUUCUCUUUAUUCUUUAAUCAAUUUAAAUGUGAUCAAUUGGGGUACAAGAGAAGCUGUUGCCAAAGCUACUGGACAAACAACUUAUAAAGAAAAUAUUGCAGAAAGAGUUCUGAGAAGAGUUGCAAAUUUAAACGAUGAAAAUUCUUUCCUUACAAGAUUACUUAUUCGAUAUCGCGGUUCAGAAGAAUCAAGCGCUAGGAUACGAACUUUGGAAAGGAAAAUUGAACGAACUGAACGUUUAUUGCUUACAAUAAAGGACUCAAAUACAUCAGUGGAAUGUACACCAGACAAUAGAAGGUUUGGACGUCCGAUGGAUAUGGUUGAUGUAGUACUCAGAGAGGUAAAUGAGCCAGAAUUGCCCAUAAGGAGUGGUUAUGAGGCUGUUGCCGUUCGACGGUUACAAACUUUGCAGCGACAUUCUGUUAUUUCCGAUCCUUGCAAACGUUCCCUUUGGAUGGAUUGUGAAUAUCUUCAAUGUUGCGAUCGAGGGAAGUUGCGUGCUGGUGAGGAAACAUUUUGGGACGAACUUAUUGACAGAUAUUUAAAGCCGAUAGCAUCAACCGCCCAAGAUCAAGCUCAAAUUGCUGCUGGUUUAGUUUCUUUGAGGAACAGAAUUGCCUUCUCGAUCAUUUUGAUGAAUGGUUUGCUUGUCUUGGCUGUCUUUUUGCUUCAACGUCAUAAAGAUGUUUUAUCUGUAAAAUUCAUACCAUACGAGGGCUUCAAAUGGACAAAAAUGAAUGAAACAACAGGAAAAUUUGAAGAUACUACCGAAGCGCUAAAAGUUGAUCCGCUUGGAAUUGGAAUAAUUUUCUUUUUGAUGGGAAUUCUUAUAGUAUUCUUUUCAAAAAUUUUUUAA